GUGACGCGCCAAAGUUAUUCAAGCAACUACCAGUCUGUGAGUUCUGAUUUGAUUCGCAUAUAUCCUCGAUACUACUCGUCGCAAGCAUUUCACGCCAAUUGAAGCACAAUAUAUCACCACAAAGCCAAGUUUUACUCAACACACAUUCUGCCCGGUUGCGAAUCACCGAAACUCGUCAAUCGCCAAUCGUCACAAGAAUCUAAGAAUCUAGCAUAGGAUGGCCUUUCGUGGAGGUAGAGGAGGUGCCAGAGGAGGUGGUAUAAAAGGCGCAACAUGGGAGCACGAUGCUACCUUGAAAUUAGACUUCACACCAAGUGAAGAUUAUCCACGUCAUCCCAAUCUCAAACGACCAUCUCCUCUCACCCCCCAAGAACGCACGCAAGUAAAAUACUACCGCACGCUCCGCGACAAAAUCCACCGCGGACCCCUCUACACGCACUCCACGAAACGCGACACCGAUGCGCCGGUCCGGACCUUUGGAGAAAAGCAAUUCAACGAACAAUAUGGACGACAAACCAAAGCGGAUUUCGAUCCUUUCCUCGGCGUCGAAACAUACAGUAUGAAGUAUCAACGAAAAAAGCGAGCUAUUCCUUUAGUGAGCGGGAUGAAUUUUAAUAAGGAGUUUUAUCCGCAGGAGUUAUGGUCCGUGUUGAGUGGAGAGGAAGAAGCAAAGACUGCAAAGGACAAUGCUGCGUUGGCGGCGAUGGGAGAGGAAGAUCCUUCGGAGAAGACUCGAGCGCUGUUAGCGAAGAUUCAACAAGCGACGGGUGUAGAGGGGGCAGAGGGAGAGGAGGACUUGGGAGAAGAAGAAAUUGAGGAGGAACAAGAUAAUGAUUAUGAGGAUGAUGAGGAGGACAUGGGCGGAGAUUACGAUGCGGAGCAGUACUUUGAGAAUGGCGAGGAUGAUGAUGAUGAUGGAGGGGAUGGAGGAGGUGGAGAUGAUUAUUAAUUUUGAGGGAAGACUUGCGUGCAUUAUAUUUCGAUUUGAGGCGAGGAGUUUGGGGGAAUCUGGUACUUAUAUGGAAAUUGAUCCAGCAGGGGGAUUAUGGAAACCACAUCUGCUAUAUUGCAUAGGCGUAACGAUCUUCGAAAGGAGAUAGGUCUUUUCAAUCUCAGUAGGAAGCAUUUAAGAAAGACUCAAAAGAGAUACAAACAUUGCACUUCUAUCAAAAGAACAUGUGUGACUGGACCAAGACCUGCACCUCUUACAGAAGUUCUAUUGCUACUCAGAUAUAGACUAGAAAGAAAAGAAAGACGGCCAGAAAAAGACAAACUCCAUACCAAAAGCAAGAAAUUCAGCUCUCCUCCUUCUUCUACCUACAUGGAAAUAUGAUAUAGAGAUAAUCCGUCCA
Molecule: messenger RNA, 1352 nt
Organism: Botrytis cinerea B05.10
Lineage: Eukaryota; Fungi; Ascomycota; Leotiomycetes; Helotiales; Sclerotiniaceae
Exons: 2
Coding region: 218-949 (243 amino acids)
Biological process (GO): transcription by RNA polymerase III
Cellular component (GO): RNA polymerase III complex
Source: RefSeq, a predicted model, not a curated record